Diprion similis is the source of this 676-nucleotide messenger RNA. Its product is annotated as cuticle protein 67-like. The transcript has 2 exons. Bases 117 to 587 code for a protein of 156 amino acids. The record is from RefSeq and is a predicted model, not a curated record. Lineage: Eukaryota; Metazoa; Arthropoda; Insecta; Hymenoptera; Diprionidae.
AAAUCCCCCACUACAAAUUAUUUUCGACAAUACCGCGAGGUAUAAAAGAUUUCGUUUCAAAACCCAAAGCAUCACACUACCAGUGAACGACAAUCAACCAACUACCCUCAACAACAAUGGCAUUCAAGCUCGUAGUUCUCGCCUGCGUUUUGGCUGUUGCCAACGCCGGCGCGAUUUUGUCUCCGGUUCAAUACGCCGUGCCCCAGGCCCACUACGCCCCAAGCAUCGCUGUUGCUUCUCACGCGAUCACCUCUCAGUCCGACAACAUCCUGCGCAGCCCUGGAAACCUGGCCCAGGUAGCCACCCAGCAGAAGACCAUCACCACUCCUUACUCCAGCUCCAGCAAGUCUGACGUCCGCGUCAGCAACCCCAGCGUCUACACCACCACCGCCUACGCUGCCCCCGUCUCUUACCCUCAUGCUGCCCCGAUCGCUUACGCCGCCGCUCCGGCUUACGCUCACGCCCCCGCCCCCGCCUACGGCCACGCCGCUGCCCCAGCAGGUCUUCUUGGAGUCGCUUAUUCCCCGGCCGUAGCUGUUUCCCACAUGAGCUACAGCAGCCCAGUCGGCAUCUCCUACGCCUGGUAAAAACGUCAAGAUUGAGUUAUCGCAACGCUACGACUAUGCAUUUCGAUGAAACUUAUUUAUUAAAUUAUUUCUUCUAACCUUAUCGUAAA